CAUUUGGCAAAGUGAAAAUUGAAGUGACUGUGAAAAUUGAGACAAAUGUGCGCGUCCGCAGCCGAAUAUUAAAGCAAGGACCACCAAGCAAGGACCACCAAGCAAUCCCGGCUAUUCCGGCUACUCCGGCAAUUCCGGCAAUCCGGGCAUAAUUUCUUCUUAACUAGUCACCGCAAGGAAAGCAACAAAGGAUGGAAACUAAAGCUGGCUUAAGUGCGCUGGAGGAAAGGUCCCUGAAAGGUUCAGAGAAACUUAAAAUGCUGGACAUAACACGCGACAAGCCGGUGAAGGUGGCCGUCAAAGUGGCCGUUCCUGUGCGGGAUCACCCAAAGUUCAAUUUCGUGGGCAAGCUGCUCGGACCCAAGGGCAACUCGAUGAAGCGCCUGCAGGAGGACACCAUGUGCAAGAUGGCCGUGCUGGGACGCGGAUCGAUGCGGGACCGGCGGAAGGAGGAGGAGCUGCGUGGCAGCGGGGACAGUCGCUACGCCCACCUCUUCGAGGACCUGCACGUCGAGAUCUCGACCUUCGCCGCUCCGGCGGAGGCACAUGCCCGGAUAGCCUACGCGCUGGCGGAAGUGCGCCGCUUUCUGGUUCCGGACUACCACGACGACAUCCGCCAGGAGCAGAUGUGGGAGAUGCAGGCGCUGACGUCCACGCCCGCACUGGGCGCCCACUCGCUGGAGGACUCGCACAGUCCCACCAUCAACAGCGGCAGCCAGGUGGGCGGCGCCACCAACUGCUCCUCCAACGGGGCCAGUGGGCGUGGCCUGGGCGGCGGACUGGCCGACAUGGACACGUCCAACGAUGACAAAUCGGACGACGCCAGCGGCAUGGAGUGCCUGUCGGCAGUCGACAAGCUUGACUGCUCGUCCAGCUGCGCCAGCCUGGGCAUCAGUGGCAUCACGACCAUCAGCACCACCAGCUCCGAGCAUCCGCAUCCGCACCAGCACCACCAGCAGCACCAGCAGCACCAACAGCACCACGCCCACCUGCACCCAGCACACGCCCACGGAAACCAGCAGCAACAGCAGCAGCAGCAGGUCCAGCACCACCACAGCCACCAGGCGCACUUCCACCAGCUCCUGCAGCAGGCCCACGGUGGAGCCAGUGCCGCAGCGGCUGCCUGCGGGGAGCAUCUCUCCGGACAGGCGACUCCGGCGACGGCGGCGGCACUGCACACCACAGCCAUGGCAGUGGCACUCCAGCAUCAGCUGACAGCCGCAGGAAUCGGAGGACUCCUGAAGCCGGCCACCGGAGUGGGGGCCACCAUGGCCGGGCUGCCCACCACCCAGGCGGGUGCCGCCGCCCUUCAGUUGCCCGGCGACGGGGAGUCAUCCGGAUCGACGCUCACGCUGCUGGAGCCACCGGGCACCGCACUCCUGCAUCCCGCGCUGCGCAACGUCAAGACCAUCAACAUAGGUGGCGGCCUGGGAAGGAAGCGUCCUCUGCUGGGAGUUCCCCGCUCCGGAAUGAAUCCCACCAAGCGCACGGUGAUGAGCCUGCUGGCCAGGGCCAAGAACUCGCAGGCGCUGCACUCGGUCCGCCAGCCGAUGGUGACGGCCACCAGUUUCGCUGAACCCUUGCAGAUGCUGGCCUCGCCGUUCAUCAUACCGCACCGGGCGGUGGAGCAGCCGAUCCUGGCGCUGUCCAAGGAGAGCCUCGCCCAGGGCGUCUAACCCAGUGAGCUGCUCCACCUGCGGCUGCCCAGAUAGACCAAUCUGACCGAAUACCACCUGCCCCGCCUCACCCUUUGGGAGGAUCAGCGAGAGUCUCGAGGAGCGAAUAUGUAGCGAAUAUUUCUAGGCGAUGUUUGCGUAGUUGAUGCGUACUCGUACUUCUAUGUACACCCUCCCCCUCCCCCCCGUAGUAAGGCUAUAUAGUAUAUACCGAUACCGAUACCGAUCUUUAGGGACUAACUGUGAACUUAUCCCGAGCGAAUCUCGAGCUCGUGCUACACGAUUUUAUUUUUUACUGAGAAUAAACGGAGCGUCUAUUUGCAAUGCGAUGUUUUAUUUCCACAGAUGCACAGAUGCAAGC
Messenger RNA from Drosophila teissieri, 2037 nucleotides. RefSeq names its product RNA-binding protein asd-2. The transcript has 8 exons. Lineage: Eukaryota; Metazoa; Arthropoda; Insecta; Diptera; Drosophilidae. Bases 192 to 1676 code for a protein of 494 amino acids. Gene Ontology annotation, cellular component: nucleus. The record is from RefSeq and is a predicted model, not a curated record. Gene Ontology annotation, biological process: regulation of alternative mRNA splicing, via spliceosome. Gene Ontology annotation, molecular function: mRNA binding.